CUCCAGGCUGCUCCCUGGAAAUCGUCUUUGAACCAAAGUGAUGAGUUAGAGGGGAAAAGCAACCGAAGGGAGGGGAAAAUAAGCCCCAAAAGCAUCCGGCUGUCACCAGCGUGGGCUAAUACGCUUCUUUGUUGGCUCUUGGGGUGGCACGGAGGUGUUUUUUGGGGUGUCUGACACCCCGAGGUGGGACAGGCGCUGGGAACAUCGCUCCCCCACCCGCACGCAUCUCCUGAAGCCAUGGGUCGGGACCUGCCGUUGCCGAACAUCCUCGCCCAGCCAAAAAUCGUCCUGUAUCCAACCAGGCGAGCCCAGCGACCCCUGCAAACACCUCUGCCUUCCGUCUGGCUCUACUCGGGGUGGCCUCGAGCAUCUCCACCGUUCCCAGCAUCCUUCAAAUCUUAGGGAAAACACAACCUAGGGAAGGGACGGUGACAUGAAGGCCGUCGGUGGUUUGGGACCGUGCCCACCUCGUGGCCCCGCAGCACCCCGUGGGCGGGAUGCCGGCGGUGGGCGCUGCGAGGCGGCCGCUGGGGCUCUGCCCGCCGGCAGCACGGCCGAGCUAUUGUUUUCCCUUCCUGCUUGUUUUUCCGGACGUCCUAGUGAAAUCCUAACCGCCCCCCCCUCCCCUCCUCGCAGCGGCUCCCGGCGAGGUCCCGCUCUGGGAGGGCACGCAGCGGGAGCGACGCUCCGGCAGCUUUCCGCCCCCGUUUAUCCAAAAAAUUGGGCAGGAACGGCACCGGGAGGAGCUGGAGCCCUGCUGGAGCUGAUAGUCGAAAAGACGACUGACUACCCUUCGGCUGAGUACUCCCUGGUGGAGGAUGUAGCCCUCCACUUCACGUGUUUGAUGGACAGACUGAACGAGCAGCGCCUCUUUCAGCCGGACCUGUGCGACGUGGACAUCGUGCUGGUGCAGCACAAGAGCAUCUUCCCGGCGCACAAGGGGGUCCUGGCGGCCUACAGCCAGUUCUUCCACUCCCUCUUCACCCAAAACAAGCAGCUGCAGCGCGUGGAGCUCUCGCUGGAGGCCCUCACCUCCCAGGGCCUCCAGCAGAUCCUCAACUUCAUCUACACCUCCAAACUCCUCGUCAACUCCUGCAAUGUGCAGGACGUGCUGAACGCGGCUGCCGUGCUGCAGAUGAACAACAUCGCCUCCUCCUGCCAGGACCUCCUUGACACGCGCUCGCUCAGCCUGGCCGCCGACAUGGCCCUGCCCGCCGAGGGCUGCGCCGGCCCCCCGCCCUACUACUGCGAGAUCAAGCAGGAGGUGGACGCCCCCCACCCCAAAAUCUACGCCCGGGAAGGCAACGACCCCUACUCGGUGCGGGUGGAGGACGGGGCGGGUGGUGGGACACUCCCCGCGGGGCCGGCCAAGCAGUACUACAAGGAGGAGAAGGAUGGCGGCCCCGGCGCUGUCUGUAAGAUGGAGGGUGAGGAAUCUGAGGAGGACCUGGACAGCCAGGGCUCCUACAACCGGGAGCAGAUCAUCGUGGAGGUGAACCUCAACAACCAGACCCUCAACGUCUCCAAGGGGAUGGAGGGGAAGGCGGCCGCCAGCGAGGCAGCCGUGAUGGGGCGGCCCGAUGGCGACGGGCGCGACACGGAGGAGGACGGGGAGGAGGAGAACGAGGAAGGGGAGGAGGAGGAGGAAGAGGAGGAGGACGCGGAGGUGGGGGAGGAGGAAGAGGAGGAGCACAGUGAGGAGGAAGACCUGGAGGAGACGACAGAAGAAGAGGAGGACGAAGAUGAUGAUGAAGAUGCGUCGGAGGUGAAAAGAGAAAAGAGCGGGCAGCCCCGCAGGGGUAGCCGAGCAUCCAAGGCCACCAAAUCCACCAUGGCCACCAGGUCGCAGGAGAUGGCCAAGGCAGAAGAGGAGGAGGAGGAGGAAGAGGAAGGGCAGCGAGGGAGGAAGAGGAAGAAGGAGCAGGACGGGCUGGGCCAAAAGGUGAAACUGGAGGAGAAGCAGCACUACCCGUGCAAGAAGUGCCCCCGAGUCUUCAACAACCGCUGGUACCUGGAGAAGCACAUGAACGUCACGCACAGCCGCAUGCAGAUCUGCGACAAGUGCGGCAAACGCUUCCUCCUCGAGAGCGAGCUGCUGCUGCACCACCAGACCGACUGCGAGAAGAACAUCCAGUGCGUGACGUGCGGGAAGGGCUUCAAGAAGCUCUGGUCGCUCCAUGAGCACAACAAGAUCGUCCACGGCUACGCCGAGAAGAAGUUCUCCUGUGAGAUCUGCGAGAAGAAGUUCUACACCAUGGCCCACGUGCGCAAACACAUGGUUGCUCACACCAAGGACAUGCCCUUCACCUGCGAGACCUGCGGGAAGUCCUUCAAGCGCAGCAUGUCCCUCAAGGUCCAUUCGCUGCAGCACUCGGGGGAGAAGCCAUUCAAAUGCGAGAACUGCAACGAGCGCUUCCAGUACAAGUACCAGCUGCGCUCCCACAUGAGCAUCCACAUCGGGCACAAGCAGUUCAUGUGCCAGUGGUGCGGCAAGGACUUCAACAUGAAGCAGUACUUCGACGAGCACAUGAAGACACACACAGGCGAGAAGCCCUACAUCUGCGAGAUCUGCGGGAAGAGCUUCACCAGCCGCCCCAACAUGAAGCGGCACCGCCGGACCCACACGGGCGAGAAGCCCUACCCCUGCGACGUCUGCGGCCAGCGCUUCCGCUUCUCCAACAUGCUCAAAGCCCACAAGGAGAAAUGUUUCCGCGUCAGCAACCCCUUGGCUUCGGACACGGCCGCCCCCCAGCCCGCCGCCAGCCCGGCCCCGCUGCCCCCCGGCCCCGGCGUCUCCCCGCUGCCACUGCUUCAUCCCCUCCCACAGAGCCUCCCUCCUCCUCCUCACCUACCGCCACCACCUCCCCUGUUCCCUGCGGGGAGGAUAAAUUCCAAUAACAACUAGGUGCCCCCCCACGCCCUGCACAGACUGCUCUGCCCUUCGGAAAUGCCCGGGGAGCCAUGGCUUUGCUUGCUCUCUACCCCCCUUCCUCCUCAUUUUGGGGUUGUUUUGGUGUUUUUUUUGUUUUUUUUGUUUUUUUCAUUUUCUCGCCUGUAAAGCCUUUUUUUUUUUUUUUUUUUUUUUGUGGAGAGGGGGAGCUGGGGGAAGCCCCUGAGGAGCGUGGAUGCUUGAGGGGUAACCGUCCGUAAAGGUGCAGAUAAAAGGCAUCGCUCUCCGUUUUGUCCCAGCCGUCAGCCCCUGUUGCAGUCUUCCACCAGCAAUCCCCGUCAUUGGGAAAACAGGGAAGGGAAGCCUCUCCCAAAGGGACUUUUCCCACCGAGAGAUGGUGAUUUGACCCAGCGAGGGGACGGAUGCCGACGUGCAGGUUCCAUCGGCUCCGUCCCCAGCUGGGCUGCUCAUCCCGACCCUCCCCGGCUUGCCCCUUCCCCGCGCAUUGGCUUCAUCUCCAUGCCAAGAGGGCGGUGGGGCACGGAGGAACAUGAUGCUGCGCCAUCCGGGGUGCCAGCACUUCCGUAUUUAUAAGCAGAAAUCUAGCUAGUGGUGCUUGAAUCCCUGUACUGUAAAGCUGGUCUUUAAUCAGGCCCUUUCCCCGAGAGUUGAGGUGGGCACCGUGCAAGAGCUUCCCGCCGGCCCUGGUGGCCUGUGGCGAGUAGAUGUCCCCAUUGGAGAGCCAUCAGCAGCCCUCGCCUUGUCUUCCUGCCCCAACACAGGUUUUCCUCCCCGAUAGGCAAAAGCACAAACACCGGUGCUGUGUCUUGGGGCAUCGGCAGCCAGCUGUCCCUUUGGUUUUGCGAUUUUGGGGGUUUUCUUCUGGUCCCAGUGAGAGCCGGCUUUUGGAGUUUGCAGGGUGGCUUUGGAGGAGCUCAGAUGGCCUCGGGACCAGUGGGAGGGUGGCUCCGGGAUGGAGGAGCGGGACGCAGCCCGUUCUCGGCAGAAUCAGCCCAGAAUAGUGCCUUAACAAUUCGAAUAAACCCCUGACCCAUGGGGGAGCUCCAGGCUGGGAGCUGUUGGGUCUCAUCCCAAGGAUUAGACCCUGGUCAGCCCAAUGACGUCCCGUCCUCCAACUUCUUGCCAUGCCAGGAAAGCCCACGUUACUCUACCAAGCUUCCCCUCCCCGUAGGGUUGGCAGCCCCUCAGGGGGGACCAGAGGGGACUGACAUGCCCAUGUUGUCCCGAAAAGGGCUGCGGUCGGCUCGGUGAUGCCCCACGGUGUGGGUUAGCACCUCUCUGGCCACCUUGUCCUUGCGUGUUCGCCUCCCAGUGAGCUGAAUGAUGUUGAAGUUGAGCUGGUCUUGGAUUUCACUUAUUCAGGCUGGCUUUGUGCCAGCGGAGGAGAAGAGGAAUUGUGGUGUGGAGCAGCAAAGCCAGGGAGGUUUUGCUGUUUUUUUUUUUUUUUUUUUUGUCGGACGCCAGGGGGUCCAAGCUGGGUCUCUUGCUGCUGUGAUUUACCUUGGGGUGUCACGUGUUGAUCUGACCAUGGCUCUGUGGUCUCUCUGCCCAGGAAGGUGUCCCCGUUCUGGGUUGGGGUGACCUGGGAGCACCGCAGAGCCCCUGGCCUGGGCAGAGAGGUGCCGGGCAAGAAGUGGAGCUCGUUGCAGCUGCCCAGGCCAGUAGACGUGUGUGGAUGUGGCCAGGUCGUGGAGGAGGUGCUGAGGAGGUCUGAUGGUGGUUAAGGAGGGAGAGAGGACACUGCAGGAGCCCUUUCUUGUUCACACCUCGGUCUGGGCGGUGUUGGGGUGCUGGGGAGGGUGAUCCACACCUGGCUCUGUGCGAAGUCUUUGUGCUUCGUCUUCUGGACCAAGCCAGCAAAGCUCUUGGGCAUUUCUGAACCUGCCCCUGCGAAGCCAGAAGGGCUCAUCCACGUGCUCAGGAGCUCUGCUGGAUGGGGUUGUGCAGGGGCAGCAGCCUCACUGGGACAGGGGACUGCCCGCUGUCCUCGAGAGUGCCAUUCGAGGUGACGAGUUAGGUGCCUGGUGUCCUCUGCUGGGUGGUGCUCCCCAUACUCAGCAUCUCUGGAGGGCCGGCUUUUCUCAUGGGUGUUAGCAUGUUGCUGUUCAUCCUUGUGCUGGCUCGGAUCCUGUGGAGCUCAGUAUCAGGGAGCUGAGCCCCAUCCCGGCUGCCUUGAGCAGGGGGAGGAUGCUGUGGCAGAGCUGCCCUGCCACGUCUGACCUCCUCAGGUGGGUGCCAGAAGCUCUGCUGCUUGCCUUCCUUCGUGACCCCUGCGCUUACCGGGGCGGUGCAAUGCCUUCUCCAACUCCCACCUGUGAGGGACGUGGGCACUUGGUUCUUGGGGCCAUUGGCUUUUUGAAGGGACCAUGACCCAGCCUGGAAAGUAAUUGCUUUGGAGGCACUUUCAGUGGUACCCUUGGAGAUGUUGGAGGGCCUCAGUAGAGUGGUCCAUGCUGUCUCCUCCUUCUCUGCCUUCCAGACCCCUUCCCCUUGGGCUCCCUUGUGUUUCUUUUCCCUUGCACUUGGCAUUGAGACAGGAUGGGAGCCCGCACCCCAGGGAGACUUCACCUUGCCUGUAUGGUCUUCUGUGAUGGAGCCCAUCAGCCUGCCUGCCUGGCAGAUUCUCCCCCCAAGUAAAUCCCUACACCAACGCAUGCCCCCUCGUACCGCUCACCUGGAGGUGGCUUUCCCCAUCCCUGUCCCAGCUCAUCCUCUCCCAGUGAGGACCUGUGCCGCUCAGAUGUCACCAGGAGAUGACAGCUCCUCCUCGAGGCUGAUGAAGCCACGUUGGGCUCAGGAGGGAAGAGCGGGUGCAGAGCACUUGCUGGCCCUCAAAAAACUUCUUGGUCCAUGGAAAACCCGACGACUGCUCUCAACCACCUCCAGUCCCCUUCGAGAGCCUGCCCGGAGAGCCGCUUGGAGAUGUCGAGAUGUGACCAUGCACACAGCACUUUGGAGAACCAGAUCCCUGCUGCUCCCUCCCCUCUCCGAGGCCUGGGCAGCUCCCAGGAGUCCUACACAGCCUCCGAGCCCUUUUGUCUACGCCCUGACUCAGUCCCGAUGUGUCUCGUCGUGUCUGGUUUUCAUUAAUACUAAGAGCUCAAAGGAGUCGCUCCCACGGCGCCUCGUCCCACAUCCAUCCCAGUCGGACCCUGUUGGCCCCCGUUGGGUUAGACGGGGCAGGGGAGUUGGGUCCGUUGUUUUCAAGCUUUUUAUAUUUUAUAUUAUUUUUUUUUUUUUAACUCUUGCACCUUAAUCUCUCACAUCCCUUCUUCGACAGACCGUGAGGGUGGAGAGGGGCUUGAUUUCCAUUGCGCGUACCCAUGAGCAGACCGCAACGCAAUGUUCGGCCGAUGGCUCUGCCCGCGGCCCGGACCUGGCGGAGUUUUGGGUUUUAUUUUUCCUUUUGGUUUGAACUCUGGGGAGGGAGGGAGCCACGAAGGGAGGGUUGUUUUUGUUUUCUAUAUCCCAGGAGCCUGGUAGCACAGACCAGUUAGCCUCAUUAUGUCCAUGAGGUAUGGCUGGCCCUUUGGACCACAGCCAUAACCCAAGUGCAGUGGGAAGGCGAUGGAUGGAUGGACAGUGGGUGGGAACGGCUGUGACAGUGCAAUAGAGACGAGCAUCCGCUGCUAGACAACUCCACUGAUUAAACUCUUGGUUCACCUGAAGUCAAGAGGGAAGGACAGAUGGACAGACGCCCUUGGUUCACACGGACGGAGAGAGCUUCCCCGCACGCAGUCCCGCUUAAUGACACACAACCGUGACGGAGUUGGGUCGAACUCACAAAGGAAGAAAAAUUUUGAAAAACAGGAGAGAAAAAAAAAAAAAAAACAAAAGAAAAUAAGAACAACCUCAGUAGCAUGGAACUUGAAGGAAGUGAACAAAACCCCAAGCACUUGCCUCAAAACUAGUUACUCAUGCCUGGUGUUCGGCUCUGUAUUAUUUUGCGGCAUUCAGUACCGGUUGCCCAAACAUGCCAAGUUAAGAGUGUAUCGGUGGCUCUACUAGUGUGAACAACCUAAACGAAGCACUUUAUUCUGUAUAGAUAAGGGAAGACGGGGAGGGGAGGGGAAGCGUGGAUGCUUUUCGGAAGCGUCUUAAGUAAUGUUCUAGGAAAUGUAUUAUUAUUAUUAUUAUUACUUCUUUUUUUUUUUUUAUGACCAUGUGUAAUCAAUAUAUGUUUAUCUUUAACGCCAAGUACAGCAGUUACUCUCUUUGGGACGGUGUGAGGAGGGGGAGGCUGAGGCUGCCGGUUUAGCCCAUCAUCACGGGGCCGCCAGGGCAAGGCAUUGCCUGCUGCAGAAAUGGGGCGACUCUUGCUGUGGUGUUGGCCCCGGUGAUGUCCGGGAGGUCCCAAGAGGUGCUUCAAAGCUGCCUUCCAGGGCACAGCUCACAGCCAGCCGUGGCACCACGGCCUCAUCCUGAGCCAUCUUCUGCCUGGGGGUGCUGGAGCUGCUCUCUGGGCCACCGGCGAGUAAGACGAGCCAUGGCGGGCUGUUCUGGGGUGUCCCUAGAGGCCAGGUCCUUGGCCGUGCUUUGAAACCUGCUUUUGGCCUCUCACCAAGGCACGUUCAGGGGUCGCUGAGCUCUGAAAGUGGUGAGAGGACAGAACUGGGCCUUUCCACUGCGUUCUCCCAGUCUGGAAGUGUUAUGACUGUUACCAAAGAGGUUGCAAGUGGAAGGACUGAAUCAAUAAACGAUUUGUCUUUUAUAAAAGAAA
Messenger RNA from Cygnus olor (mute swan), 7631 nucleotides. It is a transcript of the gene ZBTB47, whose product is annotated as zinc finger and BTB domain containing 47. Bases 434 to 2905 code for a protein of 823 amino acids. NCBI's taxonomy places the organism in Eukaryota, Metazoa, Chordata, Aves, Anseriformes, Anatidae. Gene Ontology annotation, molecular function: RNA polymerase II cis-regulatory region sequence-specific DNA binding; protein binding; DNA-binding transcription factor activity, RNA polymerase II-specific. Gene Ontology annotation, biological process: regulation of transcription by RNA polymerase II. The record is from RefSeq and is a predicted model, not a curated record. Gene Ontology annotation, cellular component: nucleus. The transcript has 6 exons.